GUUGAGAAUGAAGCAUUUAUAACUCCCAACGAUUCGAUCGUUAACCAAGAGGUUCAAUGCUCUCAGUCGACGGGUGGCGAUGUGGCCCCCCCGCCCAAUGCUUUAGAGGAAAGCCAGGGUGCCCCUGCGUCGGAUGAUGGUAGUGUUGGCGAGGAGACGUCUGUGGGGAUCCCGGAUAUCUCGGCUGCUCCGCCUUCUGGUGGUGGGGUUGUGUGUGAUGGAGAGGCGGUUGAUAUUCCUGAGGCUGUUUCUAUUGAUAUGGCAGCAACUAAUGAUCUGGGUGUUGGCCGGGGCGCACCUUCUUUUGUUGCCUCCCCACGCGAGGAUUCUGAUGAGGAUUUCACCACUCCUCCCCCUUCUAAAGUAGGGAAGGCUCCCCUCCAGGAUGAUGGUAAUGCUAACGAUUUGGAUGGAAUGAUUGGGAGGAGAAGUAAAAGGGUCCGUACUCUUUCUACCAAGCUAGAUGGUCGAUUCCAGUAUGAAAAGAAAACGAAGUUGUUAGUUGGUCAUCCAUCCCCUGUUAUCAAUCAAGCUAACAUUUCCGUUGACCCUGAGGAACGCUUCCAAAAUUCACUGAAGAAACUCAAGGCGAUAAGUUCUAUUAGCUUUUGUGGUGGUGUUGCUCUGUCUAAUAAAGAUAUUUUGGAUUUAAUUGACCGGAAGAAAAAUCUUUCAAGCAAGGUUAUGGAUGCUCUCAUCAAGUUUAGUCGUCAUUUGUUGAGGACUGACGAUGUUGAUGGCGAUAAACUUUGUGUUGAAGUCCUUGAUUCAAAGUUUGUUUCUCUAUUCUGCCGUCAAUUCCCUAAGUUUUCCCGAUGCCCGUCCAAAUCGGAGUUCCAAUUCCCACCGUCACUAACCGAUCUCCUUUCCGGUGCUGGGGAGUCUGACCGUGUCCAGUUAUUCACGGACGCUGAUUACUUGUAUCUGCCUUUUAACUUUGACAAGAAGCAUUGGGUAGCUUUAGCUGUUGAUCUUAAAUCAUGGAAGAUCAUUGUCUUGGAUUCAAAUACCCAACGCCGCAAAGAUUCUGCUAUUCAGGAUGAGCUUAUGCCUCUCGCAGUAAUGCUGCCAUACCUUUUCAAACAGGCUGCCUUCAAUCCUCUUAUGAGUAACUGUCUGCUGGAUCCAUUUUCUAUAGAGCGCCCUAUUAUCAUUCCUCAGGUUGCUUCUCCCCUUGAUACCGGCAUCUUCUCUAUAUUCCUUAUCCAUACUCAUGCUACCGGGGGUGUGUCUGAAUGCGUGGAUUUCGAGGUUGGCGGCCUUCAAAGUGAAGUGAAAAAGUUAGUGUCGGCUUUAAUCCUCGUUGGCGGUUACUAGCUAACUCUAAUGUUAUCGAAGUCCUUUUUUCAGUGGUGUUUAUGUUCAUCGGAUCCUGUCUUCCCAUUCUUCUUUAUUUUGUUUAGGUAACUAGGAUUUUAUCCAAACUUGCCCCUUAAUACAUUUCGAAUUGAACGUUUUAUUGUCGUAGCUUCGUAAUUUAUUAUGAGAAAUUUAAUACUCAAUAAAUUCUAAAUUUUUGAUGA
Arabidopsis lyrata subsp. lyrata is the source of this 1523-nucleotide messenger RNA. RefSeq lists its product as uncharacterized. Lineage: Eukaryota; Viridiplantae; Streptophyta; Magnoliopsida; Brassicales; Brassicaceae. The record is from RefSeq and is a predicted model, not a curated record. The coding region runs from base 259 to 1317 and encodes 352 amino acids. Gene Ontology annotation, biological process: proteolysis. The transcript is spliced from 10 exons. Gene Ontology annotation, molecular function: cysteine-type peptidase activity.